Molecule: messenger RNA, 1131 nt
Organism: Pogonomyrmex barbatus (red harvester ant)
Lineage: Eukaryota; Metazoa; Arthropoda; Insecta; Hymenoptera; Formicidae
Product: stromelysin-1-like
Biological process (GO): proteolysis; collagen catabolic process; extracellular matrix organization
Cellular component (GO): extracellular matrix
Molecular function (GO): zinc ion binding; metalloendopeptidase activity
Source: RefSeq, a predicted model, not a curated record
AUGACGCCCGCUCAUGGAAUCGCCGUGAUCGCGUGCGCGAUAGCCGUUAUCGCAGCGAUUCGCGACUCCGUCGCCGACAGCGACGAGGAGGCGAUUCGGUUUUUGCAAACCUAUGGAUAUCUGGAUGGCGAUAACGUGCAAACGAUAUCAGAUAACGCGACGUUGGCUCUGAGACACGCGAUUGCGCUUUUUCAGGAGUAUUAUCGUAUACCUGGUGAUGGUGUUCUUAACGAAGCUACAUUGGAACAAAUGCGUAAACCGCGAUGCGGUGUCAAAGAUAUAUUAAAUGACUUGGACGAUUCUCCGAGGAAAUGGGCGAAGACGCAUCUCACUUGGAACUUUCAUCUGGCGAGCGAGAGCGUUCUACGUGUCACUGAAGUCGCGUUCGAAAUAUGGGCUGCGAAUUCGUCGCUGAUGUUCGAGCGCAAUUCGACGAAUCCCGAUAUCGUGAUAUCGUUUCGGAAAGAUUUUCACACGUUUGUAGAUCCUCGGCAUCAAGGUAGCCGAAUAUGUCCGUCGUUGCUGGAAGGACCAGGAAAUGUGUUAGCUCACGCUUUUUUACCAUCGUCAGAAGUGUCAGAGGUGCACGUGGAUAGCGCGGAAAAGUGGCACAUCGAGUUAACUGUUAAUCCUGACGAUACGAUUCAUCUGUUACAUACGUUGACGCACGAGAUCGGUCACGCAUUAGGAUUACAUCACAAUCCUUUAAAAGAUGCGAUAAUGUACGCUUUUGUUCUCUCUAAGACUUUUCCCGUGCGAUUGAGCGAGGCGGAUUUUCUUGCCAUUCAGAAUUUAUACGGUUUAAGAAAUAAGAGCGAAAUUGCGGGACCAGUUACGACGACCGUAACGACGACCACGAUUGCGACGCGCGAUACGGGGAAUUCCGCGGAUCUGUGCGCGUUGCGACGCGUUGAUGCGGUAUUGGUAUUAGAAAAUAGAAUAAGUGUAACUAUGGCCGGUAAAUUUGAUUCGGAGAUUUUUGGUAUCGUGUGUCCAAAGGACGGAUUGUUAGAGCAAUUGCGCGCUCUUUUGAAAAGACUCGCUCAGAUGAGGAACGUGUUUUCGAGCGAGGACGAUUUAGAAGAGGAGAGGGAGGAGGAAGAGGCACGGAAGUUUUCGCAUAGUGUAUAG